Trichechus manatus latirostris (Florida manatee) is the source of this 2574-nucleotide messenger RNA. It is a transcript of the gene GABRA3, whose product is annotated as gamma-aminobutyric acid type A receptor subunit alpha3. NCBI's taxonomy places the organism in Eukaryota, Metazoa, Chordata, Mammalia, Sirenia, Trichechidae. Gene Ontology annotation, cellular component: postsynapse; neuron projection; GABA-A receptor complex. Gene Ontology annotation, molecular function: benzodiazepine receptor activity; GABA-A receptor activity; inhibitory extracellular ligand-gated monoatomic ion channel activity. The record is from RefSeq and is a predicted model, not a curated record. The coding region runs from base 20 to 1498 and encodes 492 amino acids. Gene Ontology annotation, biological process: regulation of postsynaptic membrane potential; synaptic transmission, GABAergic; nervous system process. The transcript is spliced from 9 exons.
CAGGUUGGUGCCUAAGAAGAUGAUACUCACACAAAUGAGUAACUUCUACAUGAGCAGCCUUGGGCUUCUUUUCCUGAUCAGUAGUUUCCCAGAAGCAACUGGUCAAGGUGAAUCAAGACGACAAGAACCUGGGGACUUUGUGAAGCAGGAUAUUGGCGGACUCUCUCCUAAGCAUGCCCCAGAUAUUCCUGACGACAGCACUGACAACAUCACUAUCUUUACCAGAAUCUUAGAUCGUCUUCUGGAUGGCUAUGACAACCGGCUGCGACCUGGACUUGGAGAUGCUGUGACUGAAGUCAAGACUGACAUCUAUGUGACCAGUUUUGGCCCCGUGUCAGACACUGACAUGGAGUACACCAUUGAUGUAUUCUUUCGACAGACCUGGCAUGAUGAAAGACUGAAAUUUGAUGGACCCAUGAAGAUCCUACCACUCAACAAUCUCCUGGCUAGUAAGAUCUGGACUCCUGACACCUUCUUCCACAAUGGGAAGAAAUCAGUGGCCCAUAACAUGACCACGCCUAACAAGCUGCUUAGACUGGUGGACAAUGGGACCCUUCUCUACACAAUGAGGUUAACAAUUCAUGCUGAGUGCCCCAUGCAUUUGGAGGAUUUUCCCAUGGAUGUGCAUGCCUGCCCACUGAAGUUUGGAAGCUACGCCUAUACAACAGCUGAAGUGGUUUAUUCUUGGACUCUUGGGAAGAACAAAUCUGUGGAAGUGGCACAGGACGGCUCUCGCCUGAACCAGUAUGACUUGCUGGGCCAUGUUGUUGGGACAGAAAUAAUCCGGUCUAGUACAGGAGAAUAUGUCGUCAUGACAACCCACUUCCAUCUCAAGCGAAAAAUUGGCUACUUUGUUAUCCAGACCUACCUGCCAUGUAUCAUGACUGUCAUUCUGUCACAGGUGUCUUUCUGGCUCAACAGAGAGUCUGUCCCUGCUCGCACGGUCUUUGGUGUUACCACUGUACUCACCAUGACCACCUUGAGUAUCAGUGCCAGAAACUCCUUACCUAAAGUGGCAUACGCGACGGCCAUGGAUUGGUUCAUAGCCGUCUGUUAUGCCUUUGUAUUUUCUGCGCUGAUUGAAUUUGCCACUGUCAACUACUUCACCAAGCGGAGUUGGGCUUGGGAAGGCAAGAAGGUGCCAGAGGCCCUGGAUACAAAGAAGAAAACACCAGCAGCCCCGACAAAGAAAAGCAGCACGACCUUCAACAUCGUGGGGACCACCUAUCCCAUCAACCUGGCCAAGGAUACUGAGUUCUCCACCAUCUCCAAGGCUGCUGCUGCCAGUGCCUCCUCAACCCCAACAGUCAUUGGUUCACCCAAGGCCACCUAUGUGCCAGAAACCCCCACAGAGACCAAGACCUACAACAGUGUCAGCAAGGUUGACAAAAUUUCCCGCAUUAUCUUUCCUGUGCUCUUUGCCAUAUUCAAUCUGGUCUAUUGGGCUACAUAUGUCAACCGGGAGUCAGCUAUCAAGGGCAUGAUCCGCAAACAGUAGAUAAUGGUGGCCGCCCAGCAACCAGAGCACUGUAUACCCUAUGAAGCAUUCAGGCACCCAAACCCUGGGGCUCCCCUUCAUGUGUUUCAGGAUUCUUCUUUUUAACCCCCCACCAAGCGUGACUCUCAAAUAUAUUUAUGGAUGGCAAUGAAAAAACAGUAACAAGGAAAAAAUAAUUGUCCCUCUAACAUUGCUGAGUGUACCCCCAUCAGAGCCAAACACUGCCGUUUGUCCAGUUGCACAUCUUAGUCUGCCAAUCUCCCCCAGCUGAGGGCACCGCAUGUAUUUUAUUACACUCUGCCCAUUGCAGAAAGAACAGGAUACUCCACUCCCUGGAGUGGGAACCUUGGCUGUUCAAGAAGUCCAGAUUGAGGAGAAUUGUUGACUUGUCCAGAUCAGAUGACGCUGACUCACUAGGGAGCCAGGCUGGGCUCUUCCAUGGAGUCCUGCCUGCCACUUGCCCUGCCUAAAGCAGGACCCACUAGGCAUAAGUACUGAUGGUAAAGGCAGGAGCCAGUGUGAACCUCUGAGUACGGCCCCCAACUCCUUUCUUGGCUUGGAGGUUAGUGGGGACAAUGGAGGCCCACCACUGUCCACCAUGUAUGUCCAAAACAGAUAGAGCUAACUGGACCAACCUGGCACCAAGGUGGCUGGUGCCCUGCCAUGUCCAGCCUGUCAGGAAAAGAACCCUCCUUGGUGUAUCUCUCCUCCAGGAAAGCCCGCAGCCCUCAAUCUCUUUGCCUCCCUUGUAGCCAACUAGGCACUGCCAAAUUCGGACUCAUUGCCACCUGUAACUCUUCAGGAAAAAGGACCAAGCAUUUUUUUAUUUAAACAAAAAAAGGGACAAAUAGAAAGAAAAAUCCAGAUCAAAUGCCUACACAAGGAUUUUAAAAGAUGGGCAAGAUAGGAAAGUCACCUCCCUGCCAGGGCAAUUAGUCAAAUACUAGAAAGGGUAAGAUGUUUGCCACUGGGGUUGUAUUUGGGGUUUGAUGUCUGGCUGAAAAGAGAGGGCCACUGGCAGGCAAAAGUCACAUUCUUCCUUCCAUACCUGCCAUACCCCUGACCCUAGCUCAGGC